Molecule: messenger RNA, 645 nt
Organism: Cucumis sativus (cucumber)
Lineage: Eukaryota; Viridiplantae; Streptophyta; Magnoliopsida; Cucurbitales; Cucurbitaceae
Exons: 2
Coding region: 108-419 (103 amino acids)
Source: RefSeq, a predicted model, not a curated record
CCAAUUCUCUCACCUUCCUAACACACAGAUAUUUCCACAAAGAGAACAAACUAUUGUUCCGAUCGGGGGCGGCGGUGGUGGCAAAGUGGAAGUCGUGAUCUUACGACAUGGCUGAGAACGAAGAAAAUAUUAUGAGAAACCCUAAAUUGCCAAGUUUUGUGCGAAAUAAUCGACAGAAAUUAAAUAAUGUGGAUCAAAAGAAAGAAGAAAUUAAUCUACCUGAGACGAAGUCUGAGGUAGUCACUAUUCCGGCACCGGAAGUGGUUCCCCCUCCGCCGAUUAAGGCUGAGAUCAAGCACCAUGGGAAGUUUUCACAUCCGGCAAUCGUGUGGUCGUUAUGUGCUUUAGGAGGAUUUUUCAUCAUAAAGUUUGCUUGGAAAAAAUGGAAACCUAAAGACGACGAAACGAAAAAAAAAUAAUAUCUCAACUCCAUAUUGGAAGCAAUCCAUAAUUAAUUUUAAGCAUUUCAAAUUUAAUGCUCUUUGUUACUCUAUAUUUACUGAUUUGUAAUGUGAUUGCUCAUUUAUUUAUAAAUUUGAGCCAUGAUAAUAAGGCUUUUAAUGAUAUUCUUUGAUUACUAUGGUUGUUGUAAUAAUUACUCCACUAAAGAUUAUUUAAGAAAAGUAAAUACUAGCAAUUACUCCA